Messenger RNA from Trypanosoma rangeli, 603 nucleotides. RefSeq lists its product as uncharacterized. The transcript has a single exon. The record is from RefSeq and is a predicted model, not a curated record. Lineage: Eukaryota; Euglenozoa; Kinetoplastea; Trypanosomatida; Trypanosomatidae. The coding region runs from base 1 to 603 and encodes 200 amino acids.
AUGCUCUUUCUUUUGCGGAGUUCUGUUGGGCGGGUUGUCGAUUCAUUAAUUUACUGGUUGCUAGCAGUGCUCCGCACUUUUCGGCAGGAGCCGGGAGCCAGCCGCAUUCCCACCACCGGGCCACUGCUGUCGCGCGGCUUCCGGUAUCGGCCGGUGCCACCGGAGCGGCCGCGCCUGGCUGCGACACGGCAUUUGUACCCGGAGUUCAGGCGACACGCGCGUCGUCGAACUGGGCCGCGAGGGGCGGUGGGCGAAAACCAUUCUGUAUGGCGCCGGCUCCGUGGCGCAAGCCCCUCCGGGAAAGGAGGAAAGCCGCUGGCGAGAGCCAUCGAGGCGUUUGAAAAAUGGUUAGCAAGCAUCGGCCAGCCAAGGUUCUGGCGCCCCCACCUCCACCCCCACCGGGACAAAGUGCGCAAACUUCCCCAGCGGCAGCCUCCGUGUGAGCCGGCCCGGCGUCAGUUUUUGGUGUCUAAUUUACGGUUUUUGGCGCUGCAGAAACGCGGCCCCACCCGCCACCGCACGGUUUGCCAAGGUUGUCGCCCAGGAAUCGCGAAGGCUAACCAGCUGCCGCGUGGCGUGAAGAGUCGCGCGUGUGCCCCCUAA